This is a messenger RNA of Porites lobata, 566 nucleotides long. Lineage: Eukaryota; Metazoa; Cnidaria; Anthozoa; Scleractinia; Poritidae. The record is from the annotation of a GenBank genome assembly.
AUGGCGUUACAUCCGUGCGUCGAAGAAAUAGAACAAAAGUUUGGUCAACUUGAAGGAAUCACGUUCAGAGGAUUUUUUAUCGGCGAACAUUACGUCGAACAAACAGAUAAUUACCUACAGAUGAUUGAUGUUGAAAUCAACAAUGGAAAAUUUGCGCAGUCAAUUGGCGUGAUUUUAGCUGAAACAUACCAGCAAUAUGGAAGAUUGAUUUGGACGGGGGUGACAGGCCCCGAAACCAGUGAUAACUAUGAAACGUAUCGUUUCUUUGUGAACGCGAUUCAGAACGAGUACGGUGAUGACAUGCAGUUACAGGAAGGCGUGUUGUAUAAGUUCCAAAUAGUCAGAGUGAGAAUCUACCAAAGGAGGAACAUUGCAGAAGGUAGAUAUUUGUGUGGGGUCAACUUUACUCUUCGAAUCGUGAAACGGUAUUAGGAACGCCGAUUUUAAACGUUCGCCCAGUGACUUGAGCAUUCACACCUACAGCUGAUCAUUGAUGUUGGUCUUGCAGCAUGUUGGGUUCAGAUGUCAGAUCAGAUGUCGUGUUAUGUGAAACGCCGCGACUUUAA